Messenger RNA from Echinops telfairi (small Madagascar hedgehog), 1875 nucleotides. It is a transcript of the gene PTP4A2, whose product is annotated as protein tyrosine phosphatase 4A2. Gene Ontology annotation, molecular function: protein tyrosine phosphatase activity. NCBI's taxonomy places the organism in Eukaryota, Metazoa, Chordata, Mammalia, Afrosoricida, Tenrecidae. Bases 900 to 1310 code for a protein of 136 amino acids. The record is from RefSeq and is a predicted model, not a curated record. Gene Ontology annotation, biological process: protein dephosphorylation; positive regulation of cell migration. Gene Ontology annotation, cellular component: nucleus. The transcript has 4 exons.
AACUGCUGGUUUAAGCAAAGAGUAUCUAUGAAAGUUCUAAGGAGAGCAAAUAGAGCUGUGUGAAUUUUAUGAGGAGCAUAUGACCUUUAUUAUGAAGAAAGACAGGCAUACUUGAUUUUUGAAACUCUUGGUACAUAAUUCUUAGAUGGCAGUAAUUUAGAAUUGGCCACGUUUCAGAUGCUACGUUUAUAAGAGAAGCCUCCUUGACUUCGGGCAUUGUGUUUACUUUGCUGUCAACCUCCAGUUCAUUUUACUUAUGCUUCCCCCCUAGGUUUUUCGUUGGAAUAUACGCUGCACAUUUAUGGCGAUUCUGAGCGUGAGGGCAGACUUCUGCCAGGCUCAGCACAGCAUUUUCGCUGACAAGUGAGCUUGGGGGUUCCAUGUGCCAUAAUUAACUUUGCCUUGAAGACUCUGGACACCGAGACUGGCCUCAGAAAUAGUUGGCUUUUUCUUUUAAUUGCAAGCAUAUUUCUUUAAUGACUCCAGUAAAAUUAAGCUUCAAGUAAACAAAAGUGGAAAGUGACCUACACUUUUAACUUGUCUCACUAGUGCCUAAAUGUAGUAACGGCUGCUUACAUUUUGUAUGUGGUUGGAUUUUUUUGGAGUCCGAAGGUAUCCAUCUACAGUCAUUGAGGCCCAAGUUGAAUUUGGACUCGAGUGGAUUCAAAAUACUUCUGCUUAUCUUGAAGAGAGAAGCUUCUUAAGGAACAAACAAGUUGAAUAGAGAAAACACUGAUUGAUAAUAGGCAUUCUAGUGGUCUUUUUAAUGUUUUCUGCUGUGAAACAUUUCAAGAUUUAUUGAUUUUUUUUUUUCCCUUCCCCAUUUUUCCUGCCACACUCUUACACCCACCCACUCGCGGGCGUGCGCGUGCACGCACGCUCACUUUUUAUUUGCCAUAAUGAACCGUCCAGCCCCAGUGGAGAUCUCCUAUGAGAAUAUGCGUUUUCUGAUAACUCACAACCCUACCAAUGCUACCCUCAACAAGUUCACAGAGGAUUGGCCAUUUGAUGAUGGAGCUCCACCCCCUAAUCAGAUAGUAGAUGAUUGGUUCAAUCUCUUAAAAACCAAAUUUCGUGAAGAGCCAGGUUGCUGUGUCGCAGUGCAUUGUGUUGCAGGAUUAGGACGGGCACCUGUGCUGGUUGCACUUGCUCUGAUUGAGUGUGGAAUGAAGUAUGAAGAUGCAGUUCAGUUUAUAAGACAAAAAAGAAGGGGAGCGUUCAAUUCCAAACAGCUGCUUUACCUGGAGAAGUACCGACCGAAGAUGCGAUUGCGCUUCAAAGACACCAAUGGGCAUUGCUGUGUUCAGUAGAAAGAGAUGUCAACGAAGGCUGGCUUGAAUGUGGCAGUUAGAGGGAACUCUUGGUACCUGGAAAUGUGAAUCUGGAAUCUUAACUGUGUCAUCGAAGUAGUGAUGGAUUCAGUUCUCCUCAACCACUCCUAAUGAUUGGAUCACAAACAAAAAUGAAAUCCCUCUAUAACGUGAAUAAAAUGUGUAAGAAAAGAAAAAGAGAAAGGAAAAAGGGAUUAAUUCGGCGAAGGACGAGCUUGCUAAUGUUGGCGUUUGAAUUCCUGCCAGGAUUGAAUUAUUAAAAAAAAGUAUUUUUUCUUUUUACCUUUACAAAAUAGGUCUCUAAAGGAAAACCAGCAAAGAUUAACCUGUACAGACCAUCUGUUGGGGGCACAUCGCACUCCCUGCAGCCGGCUGUCUUUUCUUUUUCUUCCUUUAAUUUUCGGAGGGGAGGGUAUAGUUCACCCCUCUUUUCUUCUUCCUCCCUCCCUGAUACAAGUUGUAGACGGAAUAGGAGAAGUCCUUGUGGCUGUAGAUGUGCAUGCAAUCUGGCAGCCUUAAGCCUACCCUGGGCUCUUAUAGAAAA